Molecule: messenger RNA, 738 nt
Organism: Zymoseptoria tritici IPO323
Lineage: Eukaryota; Fungi; Ascomycota; Dothideomycetes; Mycosphaerellales; Mycosphaerellaceae
Exons: 4
Coding region: 1-738 (245 amino acids)
Molecular function (GO): oxidoreductase activity
Source: RefSeq, a predicted model, not a curated record
AUGUCGACAACUCGCUUCGCGAACAAGGUGGUCUUGAUUACCGGAGCCGCGAGCGGGAUUGGUCGAAGCACGGCAAUCAAGCUCGCCUCUCAAGGAGUUGCCCUCGCGAUUUCCGACAUCAACGAGGCUGGCCUAGCCGAAACCAACACGCUCUGCGGCGGUCAUCAUUUGACAUCACUCCUGGACGUCGCCUCCUCCCAAGCCUGCGAUGCAUUCGUGGCCGAUGUCGUGCAGAAGCUGGGCCGGCUCGACAUGGUGUUCAACUGUGCCGGGGUGAACCCAACUGCCUUUGCAUUGACGGACACGACAGAUGCGUAUUGGGAUAAGCUUGUCGAUACGAAUCUGAAGGGAACUUAUAAUGUCACCCGCGCAAGCAUCCCACAUCUGCCCAAGGGCGGAAGCAUCGUGAACGUCAGCUCGACCAUGGGCGUUACAGCAGCAGCUGAGUAUGCAAUCUAUUGUGCUACAAAAUGGGCUAUCGUCGGCUUCACCAAAGCAAUGGCACUCGAGCUUGGGCCGAAAGGCAUCCGAGUCAAUGCGGUGGCGCCCGGAUAUAUCAAUACGCCCACCAACGCGGGCGUCGUUGAGGGACCUGCGGCAGUCAAGGCCCAGGAGGAGAGGAUCGCGCUUGGAAGGAUGGGCACGCCGGAGGAGGUUGCUGAUGUGGUUGCGUUUCUGUUCAGUGAGGAGGCACGGUACAUGACCGGCAGUAUUGUCGAUAUCACUGGUGGAAGAUGA